GAUGAUUAUUUCGAUUAUGUUCACUGUCGAUGUGCGCUUGCAGGCUUCAGCAUUAAUGAUUGGAAUACCAAAGUCAUUCCAGAAAUAGUAAGGGUAUCAAAGCCUGCCGCUUUCUUUGAACUUUGCGAACUUGACGUUCAUUCUGUAAAUGCUGGCCCUAUAAUGAAGAAAAUUACCAACGCAGAAAUAUCUCUUGGCUCCUCUCGUGGUGUCGAUAGCACAAUUUUCGAUAAAAUUGGUGAUUUUCUUUUAACUAAUAAAUCUCUAACCAAUAUUAAUCAGCAACAAAAAUACUGUCCCCUUGGCACUUGGGGUGGUGAAACUGGUAAAAUGAACGUUGAAAUGUUUCGUGAUUCAU
This is a messenger RNA of Racocetra persica, 358 nucleotides long. The record is from the annotation of a GenBank genome assembly. Lineage: Eukaryota; Fungi; Glomeromycota; Glomeromycetes; Diversisporales; Gigasporaceae.